Messenger RNA from Linum trigynum, 2114 nucleotides. Lineage: Eukaryota; Viridiplantae; Streptophyta; Magnoliopsida; Malpighiales; Linaceae. The record is from the annotation of a GenBank genome assembly.
ACUUCACGACCAAAUCUCGCUGGAAAAUUCAAAACCUUGCGUGUUCAUACCCAUUCUCCCCUCAUCAAAAUCGACUUGGGCUGAAAUUUUGUGGAGAUUUGGGGUAAUUUUUUCCGGUCAAAGACGUCGGCGGCGUGUCGCUGACGAGCUUCCGACGAAACUCCUACGACCCCACUCUGGUCUGUUUUUCGACCAUUUUUUGCCUUCCUCGCCCGCACCUCACUUCCUACUUUUUCCCACUUGCGUCUCAAGGUUGGUUUUUCAGCUCUAUCUAUUAAUUUGUGGAGAAUCAGAUUAGGUAGUGAAGUGAGGAUGAUUUUUGUGCAUUGCAUGUUGAACCUAGAUGUAAGGCAAGGAAUUAGGUGAAUUAGUCGAUUGAAUGGUGGAAUAAUUUUGCAUGAGCUUAGUUGAGCUUUGGUGGGCGUGUUUGAACCGAAUUGUCUUUAUUUUUAGAAUUUUCCCAUCAAGUGCUAUGUUGUGAAUGCAUGUGAACCGUGAAAUACCCACAACUAUGCCACGGUGUGCUUAAGCUUAAAUGUUUGAUAUCCAUGGUGGAAAAAUAAGUAUGUGGGGAUCACUUUUCCUCCCAAUGAGAAAUACUUGAUAAUUGUUUCCACGUAUGGUGUAUGUUUGUCAGUUUGUGCAGGAUGGUUAACAUGGACCACCAUACCUUGUGGCGCUAAGGGGCCGACCCUGAAAUGGAAAAAGAGGUGUGUUUUUGGGCAUCUUCGAGAGCCGGUAACCAUUGGAAACUCGACUUUGCCCAGUUCGACAGACUUCAUUGCGGUGAUGUUAUGAGGGAGGCAUGGUGCACCCACAAUGGCGCCAAGUCCUUGAUCUUGAAGAUGACAUUUACGGGGAGCUAUGCGUCGCGUUUUUCAACACCUUCACCAUCCGCAAGACCCAAUGCCUACUUGGUCAUCCAGUAUGUCGGGUCGAGUUAUGGUUGGGAGGGGAAGGAUGCAAUUUGAGCUAUGACGAGUUAGCCAUAGCCCUCGGAGUGGAAGCCAAACAUGAGGAUGAUUGGGAGGAAGCCGCCAUCCGAAGUUUCGACGUGAAUGCCGCAUUUUUUAAGUUUUGCCUUCCAAAGUACAGAAGGACAAAGUUUAAGUCGGCCCUCACAACGGCAUCCACACUCCAUCUCUAGUGGCAUGUCAUCAUUGCAUUCCUGGCUCGUUCCCUCUACCCGGCUUACCACAACCUGAACAAGAUAACCGGGAGAAUCUUAUUGGCUUGUUCUUGCAUGGUGGACCUAUCUAGCACUCUGCACCUGGGUUCAGUUAUACCACUUCUUUUGUAGGGACAAUGGGGGAAACCGUCGCUAUGUCACAUAGAUGGGUCCCUACAUCACCCGCCUUGCUCGACACUUCAAUGUCAGUCUUGCAGGGUGCUCGAAAGAAGGGCUCACCUAGAGAUUUGACGAGGGCACUCUACACUCCAUGCGCUUAUUGCGCACCUUUGGACCAAUGCGGUACAUCGAGGGAUUGAGUCCUGACCCCGAGGUCCCACCCCCAGCAGAGCAGCCCGCUGCUCGAGCACCCGGCCGCUGCCGGGGUCCAGCGCUCCAGCGCCCAACACAGCCACCACCACCAGCAGUAGGUGAUCCCCUCGUCUAGAGGGUGGAUCUCCUAGAGACAAACUUUGUGGGAUUCUCUUCUCGCCUCGAUCGGCAGACUAAUCUCCUCAAAAAUAUCCUACCCCGGAUUCGAUUCCAACUUUCACUCACCAAGCCCAAGCGGUAACAUCAUUCUAUUUCUUUCUUGCGCCAUUGUGGGCAAUGUCAAGUUUAAGUCUGUGUGGGGGGGGGGGGGUAGUUUACUAUUAUGCUUGUGUGAGUGUGAUUGAUGCUUGGAGCCUUAUGUAUGCCCAAAUUUACUAUUAUGCUUGUGUGAGUGUGAUUGAUGCUUGGAGCCUUAUGUAUGCCCAAAUUUCAAAAUUUGAGGGCUCCAAGUAAUGUUUGCAUGAUCAAAGUGACCGGUGUGUUGGAAAAUCUCGUGUUGAUCUUGAAGUGUUGCAUGUGAUCGAGUAUAUCCUAUGAUGAUGACUGAGAAGUCCAUUAAGAUAGGGCAAAAGUUUAGUUCUCGUGUGUGCAUAAAUGAAUGGAUGUCUUGACU